UCUGGAGCAGCAGCAGUAGAGCUUCACUGCCUCUCCUCGCCUCACAGUGCGGGAAUAUACCAGCGGAGAGCGGAAUGGAUACGGAAGGGAGCCAGAACAGCCUGUCCUCCGGCACGGACAACUCCCCCCACGACCCCUGCAAAAUGUUCAUCGGGGGUCUGAGUUGGCAGACGACACAAGAGGGCUUGAAGGAGUACUUCUGUAAAUUUGGCGAGGUGAAGGAGUGUAUGGUGAUGCGGGAUCCCGUUACCAAGCGGUCGAGGGGGUUUGGGUUUGUAACAUACGCAGAUCAAGCCGGUGUGGAGAAGGUUUUGGCGCAAAACAGACACGAGUUGGAUUCCAAAACGAUCGACCCCAAGGUGGCGUUUCCUCGCCGGGCUCAGCCUAAGCUGGUGACCAGGACAAAGAAGAUCUUUGUCGGAGGACUGUCAGUCAAUACCACCAUCGAAGAUGUGAAGCAUUACUUCGACCAGUUUGGAAAGGUCGAUGAUGCCAUGCUUAUGUUUGACAAAACAACCAACAGGCACAGAGGCUUUGGCUUCGUCACCUUUGAGAAUGAAGACGUGGUGGAGAAAGUGUGUGAGAUCCACUUCCAUGAGAUCAACAACAAAAUGGUUGAGUGUAAGAAGGCGCAGCCCAAAGAGGUGAUGACGCCGACAGGCUCAGCCAGAGGCCGCUCCAGAGUGAUGCCCUAUGGGAUGGACGCCUUCAUGCUGGGCAUCGGCAUGCUGGGCUACCCAGGUUUCCAGACUACUACCUACACCAGCCGCAGUUACUCUGGAAUUGCUCCUGGUUACACUUAUCAAUUCCCAGAAUUCCAUUUAGAGAGGACCCCCCUCAUGACAUCAUCCCACCCCCAAGAGCUGGCAGCCAUUCCCCUGACUGCAUAUGGACCAAUGGCGGCGGCAGCAGCAGCAGCAGCAGUUAGAGGCUCCACCCCUUCACGCACAGCUGGUUUCCUGGGCACCAGCAGCCCUGGACCAAUGGCUGACCUGUACGCUGCAGCCAACCAGGACUCAGGAGUCGGGGGCUACAUCAGCGCCGCUAGCCCCGCCCCCAGCUCAGGGUUUGGCCAUGGUCUAGGGAAAGUCUAUCCCCUCUUGUCUAUGUAUCCCCAGGGGCCACUGAUUGCUACUGCGUUCACUAAUGGCUACCACUGAGACGACUCAGGUCACUGAAGAUGGGAGGGCCUCUCUUCUGCUGAUGAGCCAAUCAAAAUGCUGGCUGCCCUCUGAUGGCACAACCUGAUUGGCUGGGCCACAGGCUCUUCCGGGCUCUCCUGGCUCCCUGUGGCUCCACCCACCGACUGAAUAUCUUUUUAAAAUCCUGAACUCUGUUUUACUGUACUAAUCUCACUUCAACAUAACGUCCCCGUCUCUCCUCUUUUGUCCUCAUGUAGUGUAAUAACUAGACCCCCCCUCCUCCGUUAUCCAUUAGCUUCUUUUGAAGCUGAGAAAACAAAAAGAAAAAAAAAGAAAAAAAAUCUCUGAGGAAACGUUUGUCAUUUGACAAGGUCGCAGAGGACUAUUUUGAGUUUUUUUUUUAUUAUUGUUUUCAAUGUGAUACGUCGCUUCAUCAUGAAAACCUUCUACGCCGUUACUGAUGUGAACAGAGAGAAAAAGCCGUGCGAGGUGGGUCUUUGUCUGAAAACCAUUUUUAACAAAGGAAGAACAAAAUCCAACAAAGUCCUCUUUUUAACUCGAGCAUCACGGAAACAUGAAAAAAAACAACUAAAAUGUAUAUUUUGGUAGUCUUUAAAAACAAAACCUUUGUAAUAUUGUUAUUAAUAUUGACAUAAUAAU
This is a messenger RNA of Cottoperca gobio, 1802 nucleotides long. Its product is annotated as RNA-binding protein Musashi homolog 1-like. Gene Ontology annotation, biological process: regulation of translation; central nervous system development. The transcript has 14 exons. Gene Ontology annotation, molecular function: mRNA binding. NCBI's taxonomy places the organism in Eukaryota, Metazoa, Chordata, Actinopteri, Perciformes, Bovichtidae. The record is from RefSeq and is a predicted model, not a curated record. Bases 75 to 1160 code for a protein of 361 amino acids. Gene Ontology annotation, cellular component: cytoplasm.